AUGAAUAGGGAAGCUGUUAUGUACGAUUACCUUGUUAUUGGCGGUGGUUCGGGAGGUAUUGCAAGUGCUCGUCGUGCUCGCGAAUUUAAUGUUUCUGUUGGUCUCAUAGAGGCUGCACGGCUUGGUGGAACUUGUGUAAACGUUGGUUGUGUACCGAAAAAAAUUAUGUACUAUUGUUCUUUGCACGCUGAAUUAUUAGAGAAUUCUAAAAAUUACGGAUUCGAUUUAUGCUCAGGUGUUGAUUUGAUUCGUGGGCGAGCGAAAUUUACUGAUCAUGGAGCUGUGGAUGUUAAUGGGAAAUUGUAUAAGGGCAAAUAUAUUCUUAUCGCUGUUGGAGGCUGCCCAAAAAUCCCCCACGACAUCCCAGGUGCUCAGCAUGGGAUUGAUAGUGAUGGUUUUUUUAAGCUUCAUAAGUUUCCUAAACGUACAGUUGUGGUUGGUGGUGGUUAUAUAGGCGUUGAACUUGCUGGUAUAUUGGGAAAUUUGCAUUCGGAAACUCAUCUUUUAAUUCGAUUUGACCAUGUUCUAAGGUCUUUCGAUGAAACAAUUUCUGAAGCACUGACUGAAGCUAUUGAUCGUGGGCCUGUAAGACUUCAUCGUCGAACGAAUGUAGUUUCGGUUGAAAAGCGUUCUGAUGGCCGUCUUACCAUUGCUACAACACAAGGCACGAUAGAUGAGGUUGAUAUUUUAAUAUGGGCGGUUGGUCGGACUCCGUGUACUAAAGAUCUUAAUCUUAAUUCUCUUGGGAUUAAAAUGGAUUCUUCACAUCAUAUUAUUGUUGAUGAAUAUCAGAAUACUUCUGUAAAAAGUAUUCUUGCGCUCGGUGAUGUAUGCGGAAAGUAUCUAUUAACUCCAGUCGCUAUCGCUGCUGGUAGACGAUUGGCUCAUCGACUUUUCAAUGCAGAAGACGAUAAUUAUUUGCGAUACGAAAAUGUUCCUAGUGUUGUUUUUAGUCAUCCUACGCUUGGUACAGUUGGUCUUACGGAAGGUUAUAUUUUCACAUUUUUGCCAUUCUAUUUUUGUCUUUUCAAAAAUUACCGUAUUAGAAACGAAAAAAGUGAAAAAUAUUUUGCGAAGAAAUCGGAGAGCUUAUUCUUCUAG
Molecule: messenger RNA, 1101 nt
Organism: Dracunculus medinensis (Guinea worm)
Lineage: Eukaryota; Metazoa; Nematoda; Chromadorea; Rhabditida; Dracunculidae
Source: the annotation of a GenBank genome assembly